AUGACUACGAGCAGUCCCUCAAGUCCAAAGAACACUUCGACUACUAAAACAAGCAUGAGAGCCAGCACAAUAGCGACUACCACGAUUCAUGCAUCGAGAACUACUCUCACGAAUAAUUCCACUGCGCGGAGCAGUACAUCUGCUUUGAUUCCAACAACAGCUAAGAGCACAACCAAUGCAACAAAACCCGUAACCACGACAAAGCCACCAGGUUCAUUUGAUAUACACUGUGCCUUCGCAGCGGACUUGGAAAAUUUCAAGAUAACUCAUACUCAUGAGUUAGACAAGCAGAAAAAAUUAAUCAAGAAUCUUGGCAAAGAAAUUAUCGACACUAGCUCAAAUUCAAGUGCAGGCCUUUGGGCUUACGGUAAUGUGAAAGAAGCGAUGAAAUUUGGGGACGUUUUCGGUGAUAUGGUGGCUGAUUUCUCAAAGUUCAGUAUGAAGGCAGAAGAUAUUUUUACUUCUGGUGACAAUCCCUCUCCUCCUGGUGGUGAAAACGUUAUUGAUCACAUCAACAAUGCAACCGACAAAAACAAUACCGCAAACUGUCUGCUAUUCUUAACGGGCAGCAAGGAGGAAAAGCCCGUUUGGAUGAUUGACCCGAUUUAUAAUUACACGAGGAUUGUGAUCAUCAGCUUGCAAGGUGCCGAUUUUACCAACAACGUUAAUACUACAAGAGGCUUUUCCCGGAACGUACACCUCGAGCAUUUCAAUGAGUCUGACAUCCAAGCUGUAUACGAUGAAAUCAUGCGGGGCUUCAAGAGGAGUUGGACUUACACGUACUUGAACGAAUACAUUGAGUACCAGUAUGUCUAG
Cylicocyclus nassatus is the source of this 816-nucleotide messenger RNA. NCBI's taxonomy places the organism in Eukaryota, Metazoa, Nematoda, Chromadorea, Rhabditida, Strongylidae. The record is from the annotation of a GenBank genome assembly.